UGUGUGUGUGUGUGUAUCCAGGGUAUCAGAACAUUCUUCUAUACCAACCGUCAGACCUGCCAGGAUUGGCUGACUCGUAUCCGCCUGGCCCUGAUGAGGGUGGGGCUUCUGUCCGGCCAACCAGCAGUCACCGUGCGCCACGGCUUGGACCUGCUGACUGAGAUCCAGAACAGCAGCACUCUGGGUCCAGAGUUGGAGGCUCCUCUGGUGAUGCUGGUAGAGGCUCUGUGUGAACUUCACUGUCCUGAGGCUAUCCAGGGUUUAGCUGCCUGGAGUCUCACCAACACUGGCAAGAGUCUGGCUUGGGUCAGCUCUGUGGCACUACAGGCUGAGGGGCGGUUUGAGAAGGCUGCAGUGGAGUGCCAGGAACAGCUGUGUGCCGUGACGGGGAUGGACUGUUCCAUUAAGGGCUUUGACCGCUCACUCCUCAAACUGGGCGGAGCAAACAGCUCUAACACAGCCAGCCCCAAACACAACGG
Oncorhynchus tshawytscha (Chinook salmon) is the source of this 479-nucleotide messenger RNA. RefSeq names its product serine/threonine-protein kinase SMG1-like. Gene Ontology annotation, molecular function: protein serine/threonine kinase activity. NCBI's taxonomy places the organism in Eukaryota, Metazoa, Chordata, Actinopteri, Salmoniformes, Salmonidae. Gene Ontology annotation, biological process: phosphorylation; nuclear-transcribed mRNA catabolic process, nonsense-mediated decay. The record is from RefSeq and is a predicted model, not a curated record.